AUGUCAGAAAAAGUAAAGGUGAUUUUUGAGGUUACCCCUGAAAAUGUCAGUAAAGUGAAGCAACAAGCAUGGGUCAGUGAGGUGUCAGCACAAUACCCUCGUCAGCAACAAGCACAAGUCAAUGAGGUAUCAGCACAGUACCCACGUCAGCAGCUAGCACGGGUGAGUGAGGUGUCGGCACAGUACCCAUGUCAGCAACAAGCACGGGACAAUGAGGUGUCAGCACAGUACCCUCGUCAGCAACAAGCACAAGUCAGUGAGGUGUCAUCACAAUACCCAUGUCAGCAGCUUGCACGGGGCAAGGCACACGCAGAGAUCGUGGGGGGACCUGAGAGGUACAUCCACCACGGGUCGUCGUUGAUGCUGGUGUGUUUACUUAAGAGCGCCACAGAACCUCCAGUCUAUGUUUUCUGGUACCGAGGCGAGAGAAUGAUCAACUAUGACAAGGAACAAGGAGUGACGGUGGACAACUCUCGUAAGUCAUCCAAGUUGUAUGUUUCUUCAGUGUCACGGAGAGACGAGGGUAACUAUACAUGUCUCCCCUCCAAUGCUGCCCCAGCCUCUGUUGUUGUCACCGUCAUCCAGAAGGAAAACCCCGCUGGACUUCAGCAGGAGACGAACACGGAGAAGGAAGCGUCUUCAGCGUCCUCAUCGGCAUCAUCGUCAUCAUCAUCAUCGUCGUCUUCAUCAUCGUCGGCGUCAUCGUCAUCAUCCGCAUCUUCGUCGUCGGUGUCGACGUCAAACAUCAGCAGCGGAGCGACGGGAAGACCCGAAACGCUGCAGCUCUUCCUACUGCUGCUGCUGCCUACCUCUCUCUCAUUUGCACUGCCACUGCUGCCUCUCCUCCUCCUUAGAUGAUGAGACAACAACACUGCAGGUAAAGGCAGAUGGAUCGUUAGAUGUGUAGUACAGUGAUACUCUGGCAUAUCUACGGAAGGGGGCUACGGAGCGCCAGAUGUGUAGUACAGUGAUACUCUCGCAUAUCUACGGAGGGGGGCUACGGAGCGCCAGAUGUGUAGUACAGUGAUACUCUGGCAUAUCCACGGAAGGGGGCUACGGAGCGCCAGAUGUGUAGUACAGUGAUACUCUGGCAUAUCCACGGAAGGGGGCUACGGAGCGCCAGAUGUGUAGUACAGUGAUACUCUCGCAUAUCUACAGAAGGGGGCUACGGAGCGCCUGAUGUGUAGUACAGUGGUACUCCUGCAUAUCUACAGAAGGGGGCUACGUAGUGAAGGCGGUGUGAUGGCUAGAACUGUCGAGGUUUUCAACAGACCCUCCUCUGGCAGUGGCAGAAGAAUUCCCACAGAAAUAAUGGGAAUCUGUCUUCCCUUAGUUCGCUCAAAGACAAAUUGAGUGAUUUGAGGCUCAUGGAAUAACGUGUUUCCUGGUUUGUUAAUACACUCGUAUCCUGUACAUUUUCGUAAAACAAAAAAUAUACAAAGGAACUCUAUACUUCGUAUCUGUACUUGAUGUAUUAACAAGUGUAUUUUCUUGUGUAAAAUCAUGUUGCUUAUUGCAACAUAGUUUUUCCAUGUUACUGGCUACAUACCCUAACAGCUGGGAAGAUCUAAGACUCUUGCUUGUGAAAAUUUAUAGCAUUGCAUCGGUGACUUAGGAACAUGCAGAAUAGUACAGUCGGCAGAAAAUGACGUGGAAGUCACUCCGAGAAUUGACGAAACCAGACGCAGCUUCGAGAUAAGUGAUGAAGACCACUCAUACAAGAAUUCAUGUUCCUAGUGGCGGGUAUAAGUUAUGUUAUAUUACUGUGUUCCUAUCCAGACGCACACAGACACACACACACACACACACACACACACACACAC
Cherax quadricarinatus is the source of this 1823-nucleotide messenger RNA. Lineage: Eukaryota; Metazoa; Arthropoda; Malacostraca; Decapoda; Parastacidae. The record is from RefSeq and is a predicted model, not a curated record.